This is a messenger RNA of Heterobasidion irregulare TC 32-1, 1803 nucleotides long. RefSeq lists its product as uncharacterized. NCBI's taxonomy places the organism in Eukaryota, Fungi, Basidiomycota, Agaricomycetes, Russulales, Bondarzewiaceae. The coding region runs from base 1 to 1803 and encodes 600 amino acids. The record is from RefSeq and is a predicted model, not a curated record. The transcript is spliced from 25 exons.
AUGAACGAUGCAAGUACCGUUGAUAUGGUGAACGAGUAUGUACGUCUGGUGACGAUAAAACAAUAUGCAAUUGGGACUUUCGUUCUAAUCGUAUACGAAUACCUCAUCACGUUCGAUGCCGAGGUGGAUCUGAUCUGGAAACGCAAGUUCACGUUCGUCACCGUGCUAUGGUUCUUUAAUCGGUACAUCAUGCUGUUCACGCAGGGUCCGGCCGUUCUCUUUCACUUCUACGCACUCACCGACGAGAAACUCAUGGCCUAUCUCAGAUGCGGCAUGUUUGUCAAGUUUCCUGGAAUCAUGCAGAUUAUAUCGAACACGUCCACAGGUCUCACUUUGAUACUGCGGACCUAUGCGCUAUAUAAUCGUAGCACCACAAUAGCGAUCUUGCUGCUCAUGGCGCUCGCUGGCGAGAUAGCGGUGGAGCUGUGGGCUGUGGCGGACGGCAUCGCCAUCGAAAUCCCCGAAGCUCUUGGCGCAUGCAUUCUCAGCGGCGAACCACAGGAGUGGGUUCCACGAUCUCUUCGCCCUUUUCUGACCUUUUAUGAACCCUCCGGCUGUCUUCCACGUCACAGCGGCAUUCGAUUCACCGCGUUCUGGAUCGGUCAACUCGUGUUUCCGUCAAUCAUCACCAUCUUGACAGUCGCUCGCGCACUCAAGUUCCGCGGUGUCCGUGCAGAUACAGUCCAGGUCAUGCUACGCGAUGGCGUGCUUUACUUUGCCGUGGUGUUUCUUAUUAAUCUUGUCAAUGUCAUAAUAUAUGUCACUGCACCGAUUGGCCUCAACGCUAUCAACGCGCCCAUGAGUGCUGUAUUAUCAUCCAUGAUGAUGUGCCGUCUCAUGCUCAAUCUGAGCCAGAGCCCCUCGACCUCCCGCACGGGGACGCGGACGCAUGUGACGACGACCUGGAUGCUGACGACGGAAGAGCUUACCGCAGAGUUCUUCAUUGGCAACCUAGGCGAGCAUGUCAAGUCGAGCCCUGAUGCCGGCUCCGACCUCAAAGACGCCGACGGCAUGUACGGACACCCAAGCACGUCGCACAGUCAAGCACACGGCGAGUCACUCGGAGAUGAGGUGGAGUUGCCCUUGGUCCCAUGCAUGAGUACUGGCGAUGAGAUGGACCACGUAAGUGCUCUUCACGUUGUGGAUGAGCUUGCGCGACAAGUGAUGAUCAAACAGUAUUCUGCUGCUACCUUCGCACUCAUCUUCUACGAGUACAUCAUCACAUUCGAGGCCGAGGUAAACCUGAUAUGGCGACGCAGAUUCACGUUCGUGAGCGGGUUAUGGUUCUUUAAUCGGUAUAUCGUGCUAUUUACGCAGGCGCCAUCCUUUAUCUGGUUCACCGCGUUCUGGAUCGGUCAACUCGUGUUUCCAACAGUAAUAGUCGCCCUGACGGUCGCCCGCGCGCUCAAGUUCCGUGGCGCUCGUGUCGGCACACUCGUUCAGGUCAUACUACGUGAUGGCGUGCUGUAUUUUCUCGUCGUAUUCCUGAUCAAUCUCGUCAACGUCGUGGUAUACGUUACUGCGCCGGUCGGUAUAAAUGCCAUCAACGCACCCUUGAGCGCGGCCUUGACAUCUAUGAUGAUUUGCCGCCUCAUGCUCAACCUGAGCGAGAGCCAUGCAGCCUCGUACAUGCGGACGCGCACGCAGAUGCCGACCAUGGAGGAUCUCACCGCGGAGUUCUUCAUCGGCGACCUAAGCGAAGACCUCAAGUCGGGCGCCGAACGCGACGUCGACGGAUUCGGAGAAGAGGUGGAGCUUAAUACGCGCGGGGCACAUGAUCAACCAUUGCCUAUAAGCAUAUGA